This is a messenger RNA of Juglans microcarpa x Juglans regia, 1517 nucleotides long. RefSeq names its product exodeoxyribonuclease-like. NCBI's taxonomy places the organism in Eukaryota, Viridiplantae, Streptophyta, Magnoliopsida, Fagales, Juglandaceae. Bases 386 to 1471 code for a protein of 361 amino acids. The record is from RefSeq and is a predicted model, not a curated record. The transcript is spliced from 3 exons. Gene Ontology annotation, molecular function: catalytic activity.
UGAGAUAAGUUGAGAUGAUUUUUAAAUCUAAACCAGACCUUAGUGUGUGGAUCAGAACUGGCCUUAUUUGCUCCCGUCAGCACAGGUGAGGAGGGGGCCAUCCUAACUCCUUUGUGUACACUCUCUCCCAGCGCUACUUUUGGGAGUUGUUCGUCAAAUUGGGUGUUUAAGAAGGUAGAAGAGAUUCAAGAUGUCAUUGGGAUUUCGUUUGGAGGUUACGAAGAACAAUUCAAGGCUCUUCUUAUAGCACUUGAGGCUAGUCAUUCAAAGUCAGCCACAAAGUGGGAUAGGGAGCUUAAAAGGCUAACUUGUUCCAUUAAUUAUGAUGUGAAAGAAGGGAGUGGUGGAAGGGACAGACUGAAAGGGAGGGGCAAUAUAGUUUCUUAUGAAGCCUAAGAUUAUAACAUGGAAUGUACGGGGGCUUAAUGAUCGCAAUAAACGCCUCCGUAUUAAAUCAUUAUUGCGGAUGUGGAAGGGUGAUGUGGUGUGUUUUCAAGAAACAAAGAUGCGUUUCAUUGAUAGAAAAAUUGUGCGAAGUGUAUGGGGGUGCUUGUAUGUGGGAUGGACUUAUUUGGCUUCUUUGGGAGCCUCAGGUGGAGUGUUACUUAUGUGGGACAAAAGAGUUGUUGAGUUGAUCGAGGAGUGUAUCGGAGAAUUCUCGGUCGCGACUAGAUUUAAAAAUGUGGUUGAUGGUUGGGAAUGGGCAUUUGUAGGCUCAUAUGGACCUAACGUGGAUAGGGAUAGGAGAAGGUUAUGGGAGGAGUUGGCGGGUCUAUACUCAUUAUGGGAUGUGCCGUGGUGUAUGGGGGGCGAUUUUAAUACUAUUCGCUUUCCUAGUGAGCGUUUAGGACAUUGUCAGAAUUCUUUGGCCAUGGAAGAAUUCCGCGAGUUCAUCUUCGAUCUUGACCUCAUGGAUCUCCCUUUGGUAGGGGGUGAAUACACUUGGUCAAAUGGGCGGGUGUGGUCGAGAUUGGAUAGAUUCCUUGUAUCUCCUGCGUGGGAAACUCAAUAUCCGGAAGUGAGUCAGAAACGACUAGCUCGAGUCAGUUCUGAUCAUUUUCCUAUCCUUUUAGAUUGUGGGGGUAUUCACAGGUGGCACCGGUAUUUCAAGUUUGAAAACAUGUGGCUAAUAGCAGAUGGGUUUGUAGAGAGGGUGCGUGCUUGGUGGACUACAUAUAAGUUCAUGGGUACUCCAAGUUAUAUUCUUGCAAGUAAGUUGAAGGUAUUGAAACAAGAUUUGAAGAAGUGGAAUUUGGAGGUUUUUGGUCACAUUGAUAAUCAAAAGUUUGCACUGUUGGAGGAACUACAAGAGCUGGAGGAUAAAGAGUUAUUGGGAGAUAAUUCAGAGGAGAUGUUAUUGAGGAAGGGCAUGGUUAUAGCAAACUUGGAGAGGGUUUUGUUGUCAGAGGAAAUUUCAUGGCGUAAAAAAUCCAGAGCCCUUUGGUUGAAAGAAGGUGAUAGGUGUACGUAGUUCUUUCACAAAGUAGCUAAUUUACAUCGGCGUAAUAAUGCUAUCG